This is a messenger RNA of Tetranychus urticae (two-spotted spider mite), 1556 nucleotides long. It is a transcript of the gene Vps26, whose product is annotated as vacuolar protein sorting 26. Gene Ontology annotation, biological process: intracellular protein transport. Lineage: Eukaryota; Metazoa; Arthropoda; Arachnida; Trombidiformes; Tetranychidae. The record is from RefSeq and is a predicted model, not a curated record.
CAGUUAUUAUAAGACCCCUGAAAUAUCAAAACAGAGUCUGUUGAACAACAUUAGUAACAAACAAGUUACACUUUGUGUUUAAACAAGAAUUAUGAUAUUUUAAUAAGAUUGUCUCGACAAAUCAAAUUUCUACAAAAUGAGUUUCCUUACAUUCCGAUCUGGAGCUGAUAUUGAUAUCAUACUGGAUGGAGCCGAGAACAGGAAAUUGGCUGAGAUAAAGUCAGAGGAUGGCAAAAAGGACAGGUAUUACCUUUAUUAUGAUGGUGAAACUGUUUCAGGAAAGGUUAACAUUACAUUAAAAAAGCCUGGAACCAAGUUAGACCACUUAGGAAUCAAGGUUGAAUUUAUCGGCGAAAUAGAGUUAUAUGCUGAUAGAGGUAAUCACCAUGAAUUCAGCUCUCUUGUUAAAGAUUUGGCUCGACCAGGUGAUUUGAUACAAAAUACUAGUUAUUCUUUUGAAUUCGUCAACGUUGAAAAGCCAUAUGAAUCCUAUACUGGAACUAAUGUUCGUUUAAGAUAUUUUAUUCGUGUAACCAUUGUAAGAAGAUUAUCGGAUAUAAUCAAAGAGAUGGAUAUAAUUGUUCAUACGUUAGCAUCAUAUCCAGAGGUUAAUUCUCCUAUUAAGAUGGAAGUUGGUAUCGAAGAAUGUUUACACAUUGAAUUUGAAUACAAUAAAUCCAAGUACCACUUGAAAGAUGUGAUUGUGGGUAAAAUAUACUUUCUCUUAGUGAGAAUCAAAAUCAAACAUAUGGAGAUUGCAAUCAUUAAAAAAGAGUCGACUGGAAUCGGCCAAAAUACCUUUAAUGAAAAUGAAACCAUUGCUAAAUAUGAAAUAAUGGACGGUGCUCCUGUUCGUGGUGAAUCCAUUCCUUUGCGGUUAUUCCUAGCUGGUUACGAGCUAACUCCAACAAUGAAAGAUAUUAACAAAAAAUUUUCAGUUCGCUAUUUUCUCAACUUAGUGCUCGUCGAUGAGGAGGAGCGAAGAUAUUUCAAGCAGCAAGAAAUUAUUUUAUGGCGUAAAGGAGAGAAAACUCGUAAACAAAUCCAAUCACAGGCUCCUCAGUCCAGUGAAGUUAAAUGAUUCUCAUUUUUCCCAGCAAAAUUAAUCAAUUUAUCUAUUUCCCCUGUCUAUCACAUUUUUUGGCUUUUUGUCACCUUUUUCUCUUCCGUCGAUCAUGAAACAACAUGGGAUAGAAUUAUAAGCUAAUUUAGAACUUUAUCAAAUGGAUAUUUCUUUCUUUGAAUAUUUGUUGUCUUGUUUUUAGGACAUCACUGUUACAAAGAGUUUUGGUGAUUCCAUGAGAAAACAAUCAUUGUAUUAAUUUAAAGAAUCUACCAAUUUCUUAUGAUGUUUGACUUUUUUGGUCACAAAUAAAAGCUAACAUGGAUCGUAGUUGAAAGAAGUGAACAUAUUGAUAUUUUCGGUCUGUUGUUCACUGAAUCACACAAAAAGGAUAUAAUCUUAUUUAAUCUUCUCCUACUUUCCAUCUCUAUCAUGAUUUAAAAUGCUCAUCAUUUAUAAAACUAAAUAAAGGGUGUAUUUAUUAAACAAGAAA